AUGGACGUACUGUUUGUUUCUGGACUGCUUCCUAUGAAUUGUCCAUUAAAUUUUGCCAGUGUUCAUUUCCGGCUUGCUGACUGUAGUGAAUUUAAUGUUCGGAUUCUGUCAGAUUCCACACGGGUGAGCCCAAAUCGGAAAGAUUGUGAUAAAUACUUUCAUUUGCAAACAACCAUCAUAAACGAGUUUCAACUGGCUAUAGCUGAGUCUCCUGUGAGAAGAAUUAUUUGCGUCUCCAGCCACGACACUGCGAACAAUUAUGACACUCGUAAGCACAUGAAGGUGACGCCACAUCCGGCUUCGCAGUACGCGAACAACCAGUCAUUGAUAUCCACUGGGUCAGUCAUUGACGUAGAGUCCGUCCGAAUGCCAACCGCUUCUGCCUUUGAAAAGCAGCUUGACCGGGUUUACGUAGAUAUGCAAACAUAUACGAUCUUAAAGAGCCAGUUCAUUACGAUCUAUCGACAAUGA
Messenger RNA from Opisthorchis viverrini, 471 nucleotides. RefSeq lists its product as hypothetical. NCBI's taxonomy places the organism in Eukaryota, Metazoa, Platyhelminthes, Trematoda, Opisthorchiida, Opisthorchiidae. Bases 1 to 471 code for a protein of 156 amino acids. The transcript is spliced from 3 exons. The record is from RefSeq and is a predicted model, not a curated record.